AUGCCAAACAAAUUCAACAAAGACAAGCAUGAGCUGCACAAAUUGGAGGUAAUUGGUGGCAACUACCAAAGAGUGGCCAUGCAGUUUAUGCAGACAAAAGAUCUGGAUAAGUACAAGUACACGGAAGGCAUUUUGUUUAAAGGUUAGUUAAGCCUGAGUUUUAUCUCCGCACAGGAGGUUUUUUAAUGAAAUACCAAGUAACAUUUUAUUUAUUUAUACGCAAGUGUGGAUCUUUUGCAAAGAUGCCGCAGAAAGACUUGCUUAAACUUGUAUUCAAGCACAACCGGAUGGACCGAUUUCAUCAUGAGAUGACUUCACAAGAAAAGGUACUUCUGCUCUUUUUAGGAAUUUGUCUCAUUUUGUAUAUGUUCUAGUCAGACUCUCAUGCAGUCCAAAUAUACCAGGUCUUUUUUCCCUCAUAUAACUCGGACAUGCCCAAUUGAUAACCACACCCCUCUAAAGGAGUAUCAUUAUCAUAGCUUUAAGUUUUAGGCUUUCUGAUGGUAGCAUUACAAUGUACUGAAAACUGAUUGUGAUCUUUCUACUUUAGGUGUUUUCAACCUUAAUAAUUGUUUUUAAUUCGAACCAUGGCUACACGGUUCCUAAAGAGCCCUCUAAUGUAAAUCCAGAAGACCUUUACGAAAUUUCCUCUAGAAAAACUUAGGUGAACUUAAAGAUUAUCUAAGUUUAAGAGGGUUACGUGUAACUGGCAAAAAAAGAGAGCUUGUCGCUUAAGCCUUUUCUGCUUGUGAACACAAUGUUUGGGUUGUGGUAUCCAAUGAGUAGUUCAAGUUGAGACUCACAUUUGAGUACCAGCAACAAAUAAAGAGUCUUCCUAGUGACCCCAGGCUUAUUGCAGAAGAUGAAUGGAGAAACAAUAUGACAACAUGGCCAGCUUCAGGCCUUGGGACACUUAUUUUGUCGAAGAAUUUGACUCGCGUUAUGUAUGGAAGUAAAGCUUUGUAAAGCUUACUCCUAUUUUGCCGGUGGAUUCAUGGGUAUGGUAUAUUAACACACAUUUGUUACUGCCAGAGAGCGCAUUUUGAAAUGCAAAGUUACACCAUCCCAACAAGUCAGAGAUGAGCCAUGGUAGGUGUGGGUAGCCAUUGAUACAAAUCGAGGAGGUGUCCUGUCUGCAUGAUGUAGCUGCACAGCAGGCUACUUCCAAAGUUGCAAUCAUGUUAUGGCACUUUUUUACAAAGUGAAGCGUGCAUUUUCUAUGGGCUUCCCUAGUCCUUCAUGUACAUCUGUACCAUGCAGAUGGAAUGACUACACCUUUAGAGAAGUUCAUCCCAAGAAAAUCAGUGGCUUAAAAAUAAGAACUGAUUCACACAACACAAACCAAAAAAAGGAGUGAAAUCAACUCAGAUUUCAAGAAAACUUUUGAUCCUUGCAGUGAGUGUGAAUGUGCUGUCACUGAAGAAACCAAAAAUAGAUUUCUUGCAAAAUGGAAAAAAAAAUUACUUAUAA
Molecule: messenger RNA, 1470 nt
Organism: Pocillopora meandrina
Lineage: Eukaryota; Metazoa; Cnidaria; Anthozoa; Scleractinia; Pocilloporidae
Source: the annotation of a GenBank genome assembly